AGACGGGCGGCGGCGGCGGCAGCGAACGGGCGCCCAUUCCCCGGGCGAGCUGCAAGGCGAGCGCUCCUGGCGGGCGGCCGGGACCCGCGCUGCAGCCGCCGGUGCGUUCCGGUCCGGGCUGCCGCCGCCACAGGCGGCCCCAGCUCCCGCCGGCUCGCGGCGCCCCCCGGCCGCGCCCCCACGCGCUGCUCGCGGCCCCGGCCAUGGAGCUGGGCGGAUCCGAGGCUCGGCCGAGCUGAGGCGGCGGCUCCCGUCUGCUCAGCCCGCUCGCCGGCGCCUGGCCCUCAAGAUGAUGAAGAAGAAGAAGUUUAAGUUUAAGGUGGACUUCGAGCUGGAGGAGCUCUCCUCGGUGCCCUUCGUCAACGGGGUCCUCUUCUGCAAGAUGCGGCUGCUGGACGGCGGCAGCUUCACCGCCGAGUCCUCCAGGGAGGUGGUGCAAGCAAACUGUGUUCGCUGGAGAAAGAAGUUCUCGUUUAUGUGCAAGAUGAGUGCCAGCGCCUCCACGGGCAUCCUGGACCCUUGUGUCUACAGAGUGUCUGUGCGGAAGGAAUUGAAAGGUGGCAAGGCUUAUGCAAAGCUGGGCUUUGCAGAUCUAAACCUGGCAGAGUUUGCCGGAUCAGGAAAUACCACCCGCCGCUGUUUACUGGAAGGCUAUGAUACCAAAAAUACAAGACAGGACAAUUCCAUUCUCAAAGUUUUGAUCAGUAUGCAGCUGAUGUCUGGUGACCCGUGUUUUAAAACACCUCCCUCCACAUCCAUGUCGAUCCCAAUCGCUGGAGAAUCGGAGUCUUUGGAAGAGGAUAGGAAAGGUGGAGAGACUCUCAAGGUGCAUCUCGGAAUAGCAGAUCUUUCAGCAAAGAGUGCCUCUGUUCCAGAUGAACUUGGUGCCUGGGGACAUUCUAGAACGUCAAGCUAUGCAAGCCAGCAGUCCAAAGUAUCAGGGUAUAGCACGGGUCACUCCCGGUCAUCCAGUUUCUCCGAGUUCUGCCACAGAAGAAAUACCUCAGUGGGCAGCACAUCGACAGGAGUUGAAAGCAUCCUGGAGCCAUGUGAUGAAAAUGAGCAAACCACAGCCGAGCCGGCUCUCGACCCAGCCGAUAAAGAAGAAGACGCUUCUGAGAAAGCCUCCAGAUGCCCAGUGAAGCAGGAUUCUGUUGAAUCUCAGCUGAAGCGGGUUGACGACACCAGAGUGGAUGCUGAUGACAUCGUGGAGAAAAUCCUGCAAAGUCAAGACUUCAGUCUCGACUCCAGCGCCGAAGAAGAAGGACUCAGGUUAUUUGUGGGGCCUGGAGGAAGCACAACCUUUGGCAGCCAUCACCUUCCAAACAGGGUAGGAUCUGGAGCCUACGAGCAGGUAGUGAUCAAACGCUAGAGGGGAUGCCGGCGGUGGACAGACGCUUCCCUGGGGAUGUGAACUGUGGACACCAGGUGUUUCAAGGUGUUUUAGUCAAGAGUGUGAGAAAAGCAAUGAACCCGUUUUCAAAGCAAAGUUCAUCCGUGCAGAGGAAAGCAAUGCUGGCUCCUUCUCAGAGCACCCCCCAUCAUCUGUCCAGAGCCACUCACCCACCCUUCUCGGAGCAGAGCACCCCCCAGCAUCUGUACCGAGUCACUCGCCUACCGAGGGAGCAUGGGAAUGGAGGGUAAAGGCCUGGCCUGCUUCAGCACCCCAUCUGAGUUUACUUUUUUCAAAUUUUUAUGUAAUCAACUUUAAUUGCAUGAUUUACAACAGUUGAAGGGUUUUGCUUUCUGUUUUCAAGUUUUACAGAAAGGUGGACGGGGCAGAGUAAGGAAGAGAGCAAGGGAAGAAACUUCGGACAUUUUGCCUGUUAAAGCCACCCCACUGGCCUUCUUCUUGUCCUUUCAAGGCACCUCGGAGGAGGAUGGCGUUGGACACUUUUGAGUGUGAUUUUGGUGUCCCAACAUAAAAAUCCAAGGCAGGGCCACUCAAUAGCUCUGGGCUGUGUUUAAAUUUUACAUUUCAGAGACAGUGUGGGAGGUCAGUUUAAACCCAUAAAUGCUAUCCAAAUAACUGCAAUUCCUAUUAAGUAAAUCUUCCAUGUCCCACUACCUAUAGCAUUGUCCUAAGUGUAUUAACGCCUUUACACAGUAAUUGACAGAAGGUGGGUGUCUGUGGUGGACUUAAACACUUUAAGUACUUCAUAUUUCUAAAUGUUUCUGACGUAAGUCAAAGGGCAAGUGUGCCCAAGUCUGAGACAGCUGGACGGAAGGAGCGCUGAGCCUGUGCCUCUGGGGCAAAUAUUGUCUGUCGUUACUGUCACAUGCGCUGCAAAAGCCCCAGCUGCUCCCUGUAAGAGUCAAGGUGAGCUUACUAACGAUCAGGAUAUCAGCUACCGUAGGCGAGCUUGGAGUAAAGCUCAGUUAUGAUCCAUCCAGUGCUGAGACUUACUGGGCUCAGCAGUCAGAAGGAAGACUAUGAGAUGCUCAGACUUCUGCGAACUGACACUUAACCAUCCCGUGCUAAUGGACAGACGUCUGAGCGGCUGCCGAAUUUCACUGAUGCCAUGAGACUGGCACGUUCCUAUUUUAGCCUCUUUGACCAGAGACUGUUUUCUUUGCUGUGUCAGAGCUGAGCUGUGUGAAGCCAGCGUAGACUGUAACAUACCUCUACUACAGCUUUUAGGGUGCAAAUAUCUAGUCUGGAUCCUGUUACCAGCAAGCACACAGCUGUGGUGUUUCUGAUUUUGACAGUACCCGUGUAGAAAGAGCUAAACUUCCCUUCGCUGAAGAAAAGCAUGGGAUGGUACAGAGCCAGCAAUGUCCCGGCACCCACCUUCACAAUCAUGUCUGACCACACAGUAGGUCAGCAUAGACUUACUGUGGCCAAGAUCCUUUUAUGUUGACAAAGUAAGAAUAGAGUUAUGUUUGAAUAUCCAGAUUGGGAAGUUUGGAAAAAAAGUAGAAUUAUUCGUGUUAGAAUUUGCAUUUUAAUAUUCAAGAAUUAGGUAGUCUACAUUAAUCCAAAACCGUGCUUACAAACAGAUGCUGAGGUUUAUGAGCAGAUGACACCCGUGUUAGAAUGUUGUGAAUACUGAGAGAGGAUUUUCUGAAUCAUGCUAGGACAUGUUUGGAGGCUGGGGCAUUGACAUGGACGUCUUUCCCAGGGAAGAUGUCAUCUGAAUCGGUGAAGACAUGCUUCGCAAGGGGGCAGAUCCAUUGUACGCUACAAAAAGUUCAAAGGCAGUGUUAACUAAUAUUAUUUAGAGAUGUUUAUUCUGACAAUUUUAAAAGCAUACUUUUCUAUUCUAAAACUAUGAUUUCUAGGCUAUAUUUUUAUUGGCACUUCUGCAAAUGAUUUUGGAUCCUAAAGAUGGCAAUUAAUAACACUGGACUGUGAGCAUGGCUCACCGAAGCCUCUCGUCAGACACACACAAGGUGCUAAAAUCAGGGCGGAGUCGCUGCCUUACUUAGCCUGGCUGCCCUGGGCCCUCUGACUUUACACAAGAUUAGGUCUUGGCAUUUUAAAUGAUACAGAAUCCUUUCCAGUCGGUAGAGUGUUUGCCUGGACCACACAAAGCCCUGGGUUCGGUCCCCAGUACACAUAACUGAGCGUGGUGGUGCACGCCUGUAACCCCAGCACUUGGGAGGUGGAGGCAGGAGGAUCAGAUGCUUAAGGACAUUCUUGACUCCAUAGGGAGCUAGGGGUCAAACUAGACUGUAGGAUAGAUACCCUGUCUCAAAAAGGAAAAAUGAAAAUGUGAAGAGAUCUUGAAAACUGUUUUAAAAGCCUUUUUUUCUUUUAGCAGCUACUAAAUAAUCUUGACCUGUAUAUCAUCACAUAACAAAAAAUCACUUAGUAAGUAGCGACUUUGAGUAGGAAGGGGAAAGACUGGCUGUGAUGCUAUAGGCAGCAGAAAUCUGGAGUCUCCUUCCCUAGUGUCCAGGGUGUGAUCUGCAUUCACAUUUCAGUGCGGCCCUUUCAGAGGGGUGAAGGGAUGCUCGGAUGCUCUCCUAAUCCUUCUUCCUGCAGUCUCUCAGGAGGCUAGGUACCAAGUCUACUUUUAAUUCUGCUUUGAGCUUAGAUGACAAUAAACUUGGGAAAGUAGAGGCUUACCAAGUUAGUCUUUUACUAUUUAGGCCAAAUUUUCAAGUCCAAUCUUGGAGAACUUUUAGGUAUGAACUGUUUUUUUCUUCCGUCCUAGAGAAAAGACCACCUGUACUCUUUAAAGCUAGUGUUCAUGACGAGAAGAGAACAUCUAAAAUACCUUGUUCAGAAAAAUGUACAGGCCUGUCAGGAGCGCGUCUCCUGCGGCAGGCUGGUGCCAAGGUCAAUGGCCAAUGGCGACAAGAUCUUCUAGGAUGGGAAGCUUAGGAAAAGGCAGAGGAGGUCCUGAACCAUCCCUUUACACUUGAAUUUGAGCUCCCUCUGGUGGUGGCAUUGAAGGCUCCUGAGGACAGACAACUAGUGUAGAUUAACACUUUUUGCUCUUAAAGUCUUGACCAGCCGGGCGGUGGUGGCGCACGCCUUUAAUCCCAGCACUCGGGAGGCAGAGGCAGGCGGAUCUCUGGGAGUUCGAGACCAGCCUGGUCUACAGAGCUAGUUCCAGGACAGGCUCCAAAGCCACAGAGAAACCCUGUCUCGAAAAACCAAAAAAAUAAAAAAAGUCUUGACCAACAACCCUAAAUGCCACCAUCUCAUUCCAGCAUAAAGCCAUGAGAAUAAUAUCCAAACUAGAUUCUUUUCUACAUGUUUUUGUGUUUUUAGUUUGUUGUUGUUGUUGUUGUUGUUCUUUUUGUAUAAAACUGUGAGCCACAGAAGUUGACCACUUAACUUCCUUUGUUAUUAAAAGGGGGAAAAAAAUCUUCAUCUAAUCUCCAAAAUGCAUACAAAUCCAGUCUCAUGACUGUAAUCCCAGCACGUGGGAGGCUGAGACAGGAGGAGCUAUGAGUUCAAGGAUAGCCUGGGUUACACAAUCUACUUGACUUCAAGGGCAUUCUGGGCUCCAUGGUAAUCAGGCAGCACUGAGUUUUGGUCAAAGCAUCCAGAAGCAACUCCAGAUUCUUAGACUUCCAUGUCAAAUAAACCACUUUUGAAGCAUAAGCUGACAGUUUCAUUAACUAUUUCGCUGAAGCGUUUCCACAGCCUUAGGCUUCCGCGUUUAGCACAAAUCUCCGAGAGACGCAGUGAGCUCGUAUGACGGGAUUGUGUUGUUUUCUCUACAGGUCUUUCAUGCAAGCAUUUCAGAAAUCCAGUUCUCUUAGAUGGUACGUCUUCUGAAUAUAACUGAGUAGGGUAGCUGGGACUGCAUUAGGUCGCUGUGCGUAUUGGCUUAGCGAGGUGCUGCGCAUAAUAUUAGCAGAGGAGAUAGAUACUCCUGUAGUCAGCCUAAGUUAGGACUGCCCUGGAAAUGAGGCCGUAUUCCCUUCAUCAGAAGACACAUACACCAACUGUUUUAAAUGGUAAUAUGGGAUUACCAUAUGGUAAUAUGUCUCCCCAUAAGACAAAGCUGAUAAAAAUUUUGAGUUGCAAUGUGUUCUGUAUUUUCCAACGUGUCUGUUUAUCUUAUCUAACUCUUUCGCCAAUAUUCAUUGGCCAAAUUCAGUGUAAGGAAAGACAGACUAUAGAAGAAUUUGAUGAAUUUUGACAAUCUGUCUUGAGGGUUACCUUCCUCUAUAUUAUUUCAGUCAUUUGGAGUUUACACGGACUGUUUAUGAAAAAGCGUUAUUAGCAACUGAGGAAUAGCUCAGCGGUAAGGAACGUUCCAGCAUGUACAAGACCUGGGAUUGGUCCUCAGCGCUGAUAAAGGAAAAUGAAGUGAUUCCAUCAGUAUUCUGUUCUAAUACUUGGAGAAUGACCUUCAUGUUUAUAUAUUUUAUGUCUUAUGUUUUAACUAUACAGUGAUAAAAUCCAGGAAAUGUUUUAUAACAAAAUAAACUUUUGUUUGUAAAAUGUUUGUAAUAAUGUAAAAGUGGAUCUUAUACAUGUUCAAUAAAAAGCAGUAUC
Microtus ochrogaster (prairie vole) is the source of this 5962-nucleotide messenger RNA. It is a transcript of the gene Eeig2, whose product is annotated as EEIG family member 2. NCBI's taxonomy places the organism in Eukaryota, Metazoa, Chordata, Mammalia, Rodentia, Cricetidae. The record is from RefSeq and is a predicted model, not a curated record.